CGCCCACUGAGGUUGCCGAGCAGCUGGAUUGUUUAUAUCCGGGCAUUUUCCACGCUCCUCGCCUCCUUCCGCAUCCUCUUGCCUCUCCCAAGAUGGCCACCAUAACAGAACUCAAAGCAGCUCUAAAGGAGGCGCUGGAGAAGCGCGGGGCCCUGGGUGCGGUCAAGGCCAGACUGCGGGCUGAAGUCUUCUCUGCACUGGACGACCAGACCCUGGACCGGCCCACUUUGACCCGGGAGAACCUCCUCAUCAACGAACUCAUCCGCGAAUACCUGGAGUUCAACCAGUACAGAUAUGCCGCCUCUGUCCUCAUUGCUGAAUCUGGCCAACCAGAGGUUCCCUUGGACCGAGAGUUUCUAGUGAAAGAACUCAAUAUUGUUGAAGAUCCCAGCAGCCGAGCAGUGCCACUGUUAUAUGGAAUUAUCACCCGGCUGUUACAGAGUAAUGAAGAAAAGGAUACCUUUCCAAAAGCAUCGACUUCACAGUUUUCAAAGUGGAACCUUAGCAAACCAAUGGGGUCCGUUUUGGGGGCAGAGCAUCCUGGGGCCGGACUGAGGGUCAGGGAUCCCUUGCCUAAAGAUCUAAAGAGAGGAAACCAACAGGAGCAGCUAUGACCUAAAUAAGGUUUCUGUGGCCAUCCAGUCUGGCGAAAGGAAGGGUCAGGGCCAUUUUAAGACCUUGCAUUAAAUAAAAAUGAAAACACCAAA
Messenger RNA from Anolis sagrei ordinatus, 707 nucleotides. RefSeq names its product centrosomal protein 20. NCBI's taxonomy places the organism in Eukaryota, Metazoa, Chordata, Lepidosauria, Squamata, Anolidae. Gene Ontology annotation, biological process: microtubule anchoring; cilium assembly. Gene Ontology annotation, cellular component: ciliary basal body; centrosome; motile cilium. The record is from RefSeq and is a predicted model, not a curated record. Gene Ontology annotation, molecular function: protein binding.